Molecule: messenger RNA, 1802 nt
Organism: Strigops habroptila (Kakapo)
Lineage: Eukaryota; Metazoa; Chordata; Aves; Psittaciformes; Psittacidae
Gene: SPATC1
Product: spermatogenesis and centriole associated 1
Exons: 6
Coding region: 154-1761 (535 amino acids)
Source: RefSeq, a predicted model, not a curated record
GGGGCUCCCGGCGCUGGGGGUCGAGUCGGCUGCGGAGGACGCGGCGCUGCUGAGGCUCUCCAUGGAGCGCGCGGGCCGCGCGCGGUGACACGGCACAGCCCCGGCUGAGGUCCUGUGGGCACAGAAAGAGGCGGAUGGAGCCGGGAUCCCGCCAUGGGGCACCCGCGGCGGCGGCACCGGUGCAGAUCCAGCAGGAACCCGGGUGCUGCCCCCCCGGCCCCGGCGCCGCCGUACCCUCCUCGUGCCGGUCGAACGGGUGCCUCCCGGAGCAGAGCACCAUGGCAGUGCCGGGCGCCGCCACCGCCGCUGCUGUGUGAUGGGGGAACAUCCCUUUGUGACAUCCCCGUGGAACAGGAGCUCCGGCACCCCCAGGUUCCACGGGGGCGCGGGGCCGCCAUUGGCACCACCGAGCAGCACAUGGAGCCAGUGCCGCGCGCGGGGCUCACGGUCCUGGCCUGCUAUGACCGGCUGCGGCGUGAGAUCCAGGCGCUGCUGGCGGAGAAUGAGGAGCUGGCGCGAGCCGUGGGGCGGCUGCAGGACCAGCGGCAGCUCCGGCACCGCCAGUGGGGUGUGCCCGGCUCAGCACCGCCGCUCGGGCCCAGAGCCGGCUACUUCCCCUUCCCCGGCACAGCAACUGGUGCGCCGGAGCUGGCACCACUGGAGCAGAGCUCCCCGUGGGACAUCCCCCGUCAGUCGCAGGAUGGACCCUGGGCCCCACUGCCGCUGGGGUCAACAGGCACCGACAGCAGCGCCGGCAUCAGCGGUGGCGGCAUCAGUGGUGGCGGCAUCAGCGGCAGCGGCAUCGCUGGUGGCGGCAGCGGCAUGAACAGCGCCAUGAGCAGCGGCAUGAUAUUUGCUGAUGGCAGGAUCAGAUCGCUCCCGGUGACCGUGCCCGGCCCCCCCGCCGCCGACAGCCACCGGCUCUCGUGCCCCCUGAACCGCUUCAGCCCCGCCGGCGGCACCGGCUCCCGGACCCCACCCGUGGCUCUGCGGGACCCCUCGGCGCUGGAGCUGAGCAGCGGCAGCAUGAGGCUGUCGGACCUGCGGGCGUCGGGGGGGAGGACCCCCCCGUACCCCUUCCCACCGGCAGCGGCCCCGGUCCCGGCCCCGGCGCCGGCCCCAGCACAGGCCCCGGCCCCGGCCCUGGCACCGGCUCUGGCACCGGCCCCGGCCCCGGCCCUGGCACCGGCCCCGGCACCGGCCCCAGCCCCGGCAGCGCCACCGACACCACCGCAAGCGCCGGGGGUGCAGCUGCCGGGUUCGUCCGCGGGGCAGGACUCGCAGCAGAGCUCCGGCUCACAAGGCAGCCGGCACCCGUCUUGGGAGCAGCUGGUGGGUGAGAUCGCGUUCCAGCUCGACCGCCGCAUCCUCGCCAGCGUCUUCCCCGACCACGCGCGGCUCUAUGGCUUCACCGUCGCCAACAUCCCCGAGAAGAUCAUGACGAUGGCGCUGAACAUGGUCCCGGGCAGCUUCGAUGAGCGCUGCUGCAUCGCGGCCGUGCGGCGCUACCUCGGCGUGAUGGGGCGGCUGCAGGCGCUGGGCUACAGCCCCUCGGUGCACCCCGCCUUCACCGAGGCGCUGGUGAACACCUACGGCAUCCUGGCGGGGCCCAACAGCCUGGACGCGCGCCACAGCCCGGCCUUCCUGCGCCGCGUCCUGGCCGAGACGGUGCCGCGCACGGCGCUGCAGGACGCGAUGGUGCUGCUGGACUGCCUGGAGGAGCUGGCGCGGGAGGACGGGCACCCGCUGUUCUUCUGGUGAGCGCCGGCACCCGCACCGGGCAAUAAACCAGCUCCAAAACA